Messenger RNA from Hirundo rustica (Barn swallow), 2389 nucleotides. It is a transcript of the gene JPH3, whose product is annotated as junctophilin 3. Lineage: Eukaryota; Metazoa; Chordata; Aves; Passeriformes; Hirundinidae. The coding region runs from base 1 to 1137 and encodes 378 amino acids. Gene Ontology annotation, biological process: regulation of synaptic plasticity. Gene Ontology annotation, cellular component: plasma membrane; junctional membrane complex; endoplasmic reticulum membrane. The transcript has 4 exons. The record is from RefSeq and is a predicted model, not a curated record.
AUGCCGCUUCGGACCUCUCACUCCAGGGCCAAGGCGGAGGCGGCCGUGACGGCGGCGCAGAAAGCUCAGGAGGAAGCGCGGAUCGCCAGGAUCACUGCCAAAGAGUUCUCGCCUUCCUUCCAGCACAGGGAGAACGGGCUCGAAUGCCAGCGGCCGAAGCGGCAGAACUCGAGCGACGACAUCGAGGUCCUCUCCACCGGGACCCCCCUGCAGCAAGAGAGCCCCGAGCUGUACCGCAAAGGGACCACCCCGUCCGACCUGACCCCCGACGACAGCCCGCUGCAGAGCUUCCCCGCCAGCCCCUGCUCCACGCCGCCCCUCGGCCCCUCCUGCAGGAACAAGAGCGCCCACUUCUCCAGGCAGGUCUCGGUGGACGAAGAGAGGGGCGGCGAGAUCCAGAUGUUGCUGGAGGGGCGUGGCGGGGAUUACCUGCGCCCCAACAGCUGGAGCGAAGAGAAGGUGAGCGGGAGCCGCGCCGGGAGGAGCGGGACGAUGCGCGGGGGGCAGCUGGGCUCCACCGCCGUCCCCGAAGACUACCGAGGUCGGAGCGGGGGACACAAACAUUCGGCCUCCAACCACAAGCCGAGAGAGAGGUGGACAGAUUCCCCAGCCACGGUUUCAUGGACUUCCCACCACAGGUCCCACAACCACAGCUCAGGGAGCUCCAAGCUGCUCGAGCUGGACGAGGAGAAGAUGAGCAAUUACGAGAUGGAGAUGAAGCCCCUCAUGAGGAUGGAUUCUUAUAUGCAAGAGAUUCACACCCAAAAAAGACACUACAGCAAAGGGGGAGGCUGCAGGAGCGGGGCUGACGAGCACCGCGGGGAAGAGCGGGGCUUCGGGGUUCAGAGACUGAGGUCUAAGUCCCAGAACAAAGAGAAUUUCAGGCCAGCUUCCUCUGCCGAGCCCACGGUGCAGAAACUGGAAAACCUGAGAUUCGGGGACAAAGCUGAACCUCGGCUACUGAGGUGGGACUUAACCUUCUCCCCGCCACAGAAAUCUUUACCUGUUGCACUAGAAUCUGAAGAGGACAGUGGGGAUGCGCUCAAAUCCAGUACGGGUUCAGCUCCCAUCCUGGUAGUCAUGGUGAUCUUACUAAAUAUCGGAGUCGCCAUUUUGUUUAUUAACUUUUUCAUCUAAUUCAAGACUGUCUCGUUUGCAAAAAUAACAGUUACAUGUAUGAAUGGGGGAAAAAAAAACAAACAAACAACAACAAAACAAAACAAACCAGAACCAAACAACAACAACAACAACAAAAAAGGGAAAAAUCGUAACUCGAACUGUCCUCUGACAAUUUCCAAGUCUUUUCACAGAAGAACAACAAACGAUCGAGUCUCACUCACAGUUUGCCUUUUUUUCCUGGGUAAUGUUUUUUGGAUUUUAGCCAAAAUUCUUUGCUUGUAUAACACUAUGCUGUGUGGCAUGGCAAAAUGCUAUCAACACUCUGCCCCCAAACCCCCCCAACACUGGGAAGGAUGAGAAGGAAUCCCAACAAAAGAAAAAAAACCUCGUUUCCCUUCCCUUCACCCCCCCCAAAAAAUUGUCUUUGUAACAACAGCAAUGAACCCUGAAAUGGAGAUGAGAUGAGGGGACCAUGGGGAGAGUUUGGGUGGAGUGGGAACGGGUUCUGGGAUGCUCCAGGCUGAGUUUCCCAGGGAAAUCCACAACAGCUUUAAUGAUAAAUGGGAGAGAAAAGCGAGAUCAGGCUUUUCACCCUUUGGAAAUGGAGGAAUGCUGCUGUGACAAGGAGGAGAGAAGGAGCACAGGGAAGGAAUGAACCCCAUCUGGAUGGGAAAACGGGAGAACAGUUCUGAUCCUUGCUUUUCAAACAAAAAUUGGCCUUCUGCAGAAUUCCUCGGGGCAGGGGGGAAAAGGGAACACGAGGUGUGAGCAGCAGCCCCAGCACCCUCCUGCCUUCACUCCUCCUCCCCAGGCUGCUCCUCACCCAUGGCAAGGCUGCAAAACCACCCCAGAGGUACUUUCAAUUCACAGCCAAGUUCUCCUGGCUAAAAAUUCCUCCCCCCCAAAAAGAAAAAAACCCCUUGGAGGCACCUCCAGCAGCACGGAUGGAGCAGCUGAUGGUGCUGUGCUGGUGAGGAGCAUCCAGCCCAUCCCAAAAAAAAAAACCGUGGGGAGGGACAGGGGACAGAGGGCUCAGUUCCAAUCCGCUGGGGAUGGACAAUAAAACCAAACCGAGCAAAAAAUGCAACAGUUUCUCAAAGGCACCUGGGGAGGAGCACCUGGAGCAUGUCCCAGAGAGGAGGGAGAGGGUGGUGGGUUUGUCUCUUACAUCUUGCUGUGGACUGUUUCAAGACAUCAUGCUUGGGCUCUGAGCAUGUAGUAUUUUGCACUUUGUAAUGCAGGAUGUAUAUUCCAGCUUCCAACAUGUCCC